AUGGAUCUAAAAGUUUUCCGAGACCUUCUUUCGAUAGUUGACAAACCUUUUGAGAACAUUGCAUCAGAAUUUAAGGUCAUCGUACCUGAACAACAAAGGUUCCAAGCUGCCUGUGCGUUAAUGGGAUUGUUGGAGAGUGGCGAAUUGCAGCAGAAUCCUUUUCUCUCAUUAUUUUUGAACAUUUACAAAUCCCUAUCUUCGCAAUUCAAUACCUCCCAUCGGGACUCUGAGCUAGUGGUUGAGUAUUACGUGGACAAAUUGAUCUUGACCGAUAAUGCUACGCAAUUGGGUCAGAAGACGCCUGGUGAUAUUUUCGGGCAGUUUGCAAGCCUUGAAACCCCCGUAUUUAAUAGCGAAGAGGUCAAUGUGGCUGAAUUUGAGCAUUACAUUAAACAAGAGCUCGAUGUUCGAUAUCCAAAAAAGCUCAAUUCUAGCGAGAGCAAUCACAAUACUGAGUGGACAUCGACUGAUUCACUAAAUAACAACGAUGCUUCUCUUGUACGUCCACCAGUUACCCCUUCUGCGCAGGAUGAGCCUCAGUGGUUAAAUCCAAAUGGAUCCGUACCUGAGAUCGAAUAUUAUAAUGUACUUGCAGACUUUGCAGAUAGAGAUGAAGUUUGUUAUCUAUUAGCUCAGGCUAUUAGCAGGGCUUUGACGAUACCGGAAGAGCAGUACGUUCUCAAGCAAUUGGAAAGUGAUCCCAAGAUCAUUUAUCAUUGCGAGCUGACGCCAGAUAAAAUACCUGAUUUAGUUGAGAACAAUCCACGUGUUGCAGCUGAAGCUCUCAUUAAACUUCAAUCGACUAGGCAUAUUGAUGACUACCUCGAAUCUCUCAUUUCCAUAAACCUUUCGCCACACUCUACAACAGAAGUCGUAACCCGCAUGCGAGCAUCGAUGGAAGUAAUCAACCGCCUCACCACAUCGAUUACGCUCCCCCCAGAUUUCUUUCAUAAAUAUAUUUCUAAUUGCGCUCGAGCUUGCGAAGAAACGGAAAAUCCUCGUAUUCAGCAUCGCCAAGUGAGACUAGUCUGUGUCUUCACGCAGUCGUUGUUCAGGAAUAAUACAAUCGACGUCAGUGAUUUUCUCAUUCCGUUACAAGCGUUUUGUCUGCAAUUUCCAAAAAGCAGGGAAGCAGCGGAUUUGUUUCGAUUUCUGCGUGGAUAUGAAAUGGAGGGUGGUGUCGAGGCUUUUGGAUUUGAAGAUAAUGUUAAUGAAGUUGGCGGCCGGACCUUUCCAAAGUAUCCGUCACUUUUGAUGAUCGAAGAUCUUGCUGAUCGAGUUUCGAAAUUAGCUUUAGCACAAUCU
Paraglomus brasilianum is the source of this 1305-nucleotide messenger RNA. The record is from the annotation of a GenBank genome assembly. Lineage: Eukaryota; Fungi; Glomeromycota; Glomeromycetes; Paraglomerales; Paraglomeraceae.